This is a messenger RNA of Pneumocystis murina B123, 1242 nucleotides long. RefSeq names its product mannose-6-phosphate isomerase, class I. Gene Ontology annotation, biological process: carbohydrate metabolic process; GDP-mannose biosynthetic process. The record is from RefSeq and is a predicted model, not a curated record. The coding region runs from base 1 to 1242 and encodes 413 amino acids. Gene Ontology annotation, molecular function: zinc ion binding; mannose-6-phosphate isomerase activity. Lineage: Eukaryota; Fungi; Ascomycota; Pneumocystomycetes; Pneumocystales; Pneumocystaceae. Gene Ontology annotation, cellular component: cytosol. The transcript is spliced from 5 exons.
AUGACUGAUUUUUUUCGGCUUGAAUGUGGUUUUAAAACGUAUGAAUGGGGUCAAAUUGGAUUUAGUUCAUGUAUUGCUCGAUUCCUUGCAUCUGCACAGCCAGAAGUGACAUUACAUUGUGAUGAACCAUAUGCAGAGCUUUGGAUGGGAGUUCAUCCUUCUGCUCCAUCUAUUGUCCAAUAUUCUAGACAAUUUCUUCAAAAUCAUCUUGAAAUGAAUCAGGUGCUUUUAACUAAAUCUAUUAUUGAUGCUUAUGGACCUACGCUUCCUUUUUUAUUUAAAAUUCUUUCCAUUAAUAAAGCUUUAUCUAUUCAAGCACAUCCAGAUAAAAUGUUAGCACAAAUUUUGCAUAAUAAAGAUCCUAAAAAUUAUCCAGAUGCAAAUCAUAAGCCUGAGAUGGCAAUUGCAAUAACACCAUUUGAAGCACUUUGUGGUUUUCGUCCUUUGGAAGAAAUUUGUGAAUUUCUUGAAUCUGUUAAAGCUUUUAAUGAAUUAGUUGGUGAUGAAGUAACAUUUGAUUUUAUAAAACAUGUUAAGAUAGGACAAAAUAUGGAAUCAAAUCGAUUAAUAUUAUCUAAGCUUUUUAAAACAUUUAUUCAACAACCUAGAACUCAUGUUGAAAUUUGUGCUAAAAAAUUGAUUCAAUUUAUAUUAAAAAAUAAGAAAACGGAAUGGGGAGAUUUGAUUCUUCGAUUAAAUGAGCAAUUUCCGUCGGAUAUUGGACUAUUUUGCGUGUUUUUAUUAAACCAUAUUCAAUUAAAACCAGGUGAAGGUCUUUUUCUUGAAGCUAAUACACCUCAUGCAUAUUUAUCAGGAGAAAUUGUUGAAUGUAUGGCAUCAAGUGACAAUGUUGUUAGGGUGGGAUUUACACCUAAAUAUAAGGAUGUGAAUACGUUAAUAUCAAUGCUGAGUUAUAAAUAUGGAUUAGAAUCAGUAAAAAAAAUGGAAGGAAAAGUAUUUGAAAGAUCCAAAGGCGAAGGAGAUGUACGUCUAUUUAAGCCUCCGAUUGAUGAAUUUGAGGUUAUGAAGAUUUUUAUAAAAAAGGAUCAAAAACAUUGGAUAGAAGGAUUAAAAGGACCAAGUAUUAUGAUUUGUAUACAAGGUGAAGGUGAAGUGAAAGUAAAUGGAAAUAUAUAUAAAAUGAAUCUUGGAUUUGUAUAUUUUGUUGGAGCAUUUGUUGAAACAGAAAUGAUUGGUAAAAGUCAAGAAUGGAUAAUAUAUCGAGCGUUUUUAGAAAUUUGA